Molecule: messenger RNA, 3352 nt
Organism: Eublepharis macularius
Lineage: Eukaryota; Metazoa; Chordata; Lepidosauria; Squamata; Eublepharidae
Gene: OGFOD1
Product: 2-oxoglutarate and iron dependent oxygenase domain containing 1
Exons: 13
Coding region: 92-1726 (544 amino acids)
Biological process (GO): peptidyl-proline hydroxylation; regulation of translational termination
Cellular component (GO): cytoplasm
Molecular function (GO): peptidyl-proline dioxygenase activity; L-ascorbic acid binding; iron ion binding
Source: RefSeq, a predicted model, not a curated record
GCCCUUUUUAUGAUUGGAUAAGUCCCGAUUUGUCCGUGAGGUAUGAUGGGACGUGUAGUUUCGAGAACGUGAGGCACUCGUGAAGAGGACGAUGAGUGGGAGACGGAGGGCCCCUUUCCCGCCUAACGGCGGUUCUUCCUCCUCGUCUGGAGGAGCCGGGAAGAAGAAGCGCCUCAAGAGGGAGGUGCGCGCCGAGUUGUCGGCGGCCCUGAAGGAACCGCUCCUAAGGGAGAAAGUGGCCGCCGCUUGGGCCCGCAGGGAGGCCCUCGAGGACGAGGUCGUUGUGCUGGAUCCUGUUCCAUUCUGCCACUGUGUCAUCCCAAACUUCAUCCAAAAUGAGAAUUUCCUAGAAGGACUGCAGAAGGAGCUGUUGAGCCUGGAUUUCCAUGAAAAGUGCAACGACUUGUACAAAUUCAAGCAGUCAGAUGAUCUCCAAAAGGCAGAAGAGCCCCACAUCGCUGCUUUAAGGGAAGUCCUCUUGGAUGAAUUCCGGGUGUGGCUUUCAGAUGUGGCCCAAGUGGAGCUGGAGCCAACCAUCGAUUUGUUCUGUGCCAAAUAUGAAUAUACAGAUGCUCUUCUCUGCCAUGACGACAAACUGGAAGGCCGACGAAUUGCCUUCAUUCUCUAUCUUGUGCCACCGUGGGACAGGAGUGAUGGGGGCACUCUGGACCUUUUCAGCACAGACAAUCACUUCCAACCUCAGCAGAUCGUCAAGUCAUUGGUCCCUUUGUGGAACUCACUAGCUUUCUUCGAAGUGUCUCCAGUCUCUUUCCACCAGGUGGCUGAAGUUCUUUCCAAGGGCAAGUGUCGGUUGUCUGUAAGUGGCUGGUUUCAUGGUCCCUCGGUUGCUAGGCCACCACGCCACAUUGAGCCACUUCUGCCACGGAGCCCCCACAUCCCUUUUGAUCAUGAAAUCUUGUAUUGCUGGAUCAACCCAGUGUAUCUGGAGAUGGAUUCCCAGAGCCAGAUCCAAGAGGAGUUUGAGGAUCGGUCUGAGAUUCUACUGAAGAAUUUUCUCAAGAGAGACAAAUUCCAGCUUGUCUGUGAAGCUCUGGAGAAGGGAGAACACAAGUGGAACAGCAGGGGGCCCCCUAACAAAAGGUUUUAUGACAAAGCGGAAGAGGAGAGCCUGCCGGCCAUUUUGAAAGAGUGCAUGGAGCUGUUCCGCUCGGAAGCCUUCUUCCUGCUUCUCUCCAACUUCACGGGCUUGAAGCUGCAUUUCCUAGCUCCUGAGGAGGAAGAGGAGGAGGAGAAAGAAGAAAGGGCUGCAGGAGGAGAUCCUUCCCGUUGCACGCAAGGAGAGAGCAGUCAAGAAGAAACCAACAGGCCUAAUGGCACAGGGGAGCUGCAGAGAAGCUCUGAAAGCAACGGAUGCAAAAGUGGCUCAAGUGUCCCUCAGUGCACUGGAGAGCUGAGACGGUGGACAAAAGGUUGCUACACCCUAGUCCAUGAUGCCCAGACUACGGAGUUUGCCCUCGAUCUGCUGCUGUUCUGUGGAUGUGAAGGUUGGGAUGUGGAAUGGGGCGGCUUCACUUCGUACAUUGCAAAAGAUGAAGAUGAAGAGCUGCUAACUGUCAACCCAGAGAACAACUGUUUAGCUUUGGUUUAUAGAGACCGAGACACACUGAAAUUCGUGAAAUAUGUCAACCACCGCAGCUUGGAAUGGACAGCAACACAAGCUGAGAAAACUGGAUUUUGGGACUUCUGCUUUGUUUACUAUGAAUAACUGAUAAUGUAGAAUUAUUCUCCAGAAGGGAGGAAAAACCUGUUUACUGAACUGGACUUCCUGCUGAAGAGAUGGAUGGGAAUAGCUUCUGCAGCAGGUUGAAAGAACUGUCUAGACUCCUAGAAGUCUCCUAUCAAUUCUGUGGCCUUCGGCAAGCGACCCACAGCGUCCUACAUCUCUCUUAAACUGUAUGGGCUGCCAGCGUCUGCUUUGGUCUUAGAAUUUCUGGUUGUGCCCAGUUUCAUGUUAGGCUUGCACAUCUAAGCAUCCUAGGAAAGGAUGCAGAAGGCUGAUGGAGGCAAAAAUGGCCUCUCUUCUAGAGCAACAUCUUAGAAGUGUUUCUCCAAGUCUGGAGAAAGCUGCUUUAGUUAAAAGCAGGGGGGUUUUCUGGGAAAAGUGGUGGAACUCAGGACCGCACAAUGACGUCACUUUGGGUCAUCUGGAACAAGGGGGGGGGAGUUUUUUAAAGUUUAAAUCACCCUCAGCGAAAAUGGUCACAUGGCUGGUGGCCCCGCCCCCCGAUUUCCAGACAGAGGGGAGUUUCGAUUGCCCUCCACGCUGCUCCAGUGAUGCAGAGGGCACUUGGAUCGGGGGGGGGGGCCACCGGUCAUGUGACCAUUUUCAAGAGGUGCCGGAACUCUGUUCCACUGCGUUCCCGCCUAAAAAAAGCCCUGGUUAAAAGUACUCAAGAAUGGUUAUGGUGCUAUUUCUGAAACAGCUGUGUGACAGUUCCAAUAAAAAGUAGACGGCCUUAGCUGAUACGCUAUAGUAACAGCUAUUUCCUCUGCACUUUUGCUUGAGAAACAAGUCAAGUAACCAUUGGUUCAGGACAUGUGCAAUGGCACAAGAGUUUCAUAGUACAAGUAACUGGGAAAGGGAGGCUAAACAAUCUACACUGAAGGGUAGAUUGCCCAAUCAUGCAUCAUCACCUGUCAGAUGCGCAGCACAUUCUCAGCAAAAGGAAUGUCUUCGCCGUAUAUAUUGUGUGUGUGUGCAGCAUCAUUUUAUAUCCCCCCCCCACCAAUUCAACAUGAAUGCUUUGAAAUGAUGUGCACUUAGGAGUUUGAAAUUCCUGUGACCUGUAGAGCACAAGUUUGGUAUAAUCAGUAAAUCAGGAUUGAAAAGCUAAAAUGAUGGGCCCCAAGUAACUAAUCUCUAGUUUUUCCCAUUAGUAUCUAGUCUGAAGAGAAGUGUGCAGGGGAAGAAUUAACCAUGGGAGUGGGCAAUUAGGGAGUUCGAGUUAAAGCAGGGGAUCUCAUUUGGUAGGGUGACGUGACGAUGGGUCUAUGCCUAGUUCACUCCUUCAUCUUAACCAAGGAAAGCAGAGACCAGUUCCUAGCCGGCCCCUCAGUGUUGCCACCAUUAUAAAACUCUGCCAUUCCUUUUCUCUAGAGGGUGUGGAGGGUUAACGUGGCUUUCUGCCCAAAGCUAAAUGACCUUAUGAGAAAAAACAGAGUUGCCUCUUGCUGUCUGGCAGGGACCCAAGCCCAACAGUUGGAACUAUACUGUUCCAUGGAGCAUUGCUAUUAUCACUGUGGGUAUCGGGUGUGCAGAAAUGAAACAGACAAGCUGGAAAUGCACCUUGAAAUUGCUGUUUUGUUAAACCCAGGAAAUCAAAUUAUAAUA